UGACUUGUACAGGGACUGAUCCACUGAGGCCAAAGGAUGGCAAAAAGUGUAAUGGUAGCCUACGCCCUGUGGGCAUUAGGUGGGCCUUUGGGCCUUCACCAUUUAUAUUUAAGAAGAGACAGCCAUGCUCUGUUAUGGAUGCUAACCCUGGGUGGAUUUGGAUUUGGCUGGGUCAGAGAGUUCAUACGCAUUCCUGCAUAUGUUGGCGAGGCCAAUCAAGAUGCAGAGAAAGAGAGAAAAAGACCCCACACCAUGGGCCCUCCAUCUGUAGGUCCUGUCAGAUUUGCUGGACAGGUGUGUGUUGGGAUCUACUUUGGCACUGUGGCUCUGAUAGGCCUGAACUCCCUCCAUUUCUUCUACUUGAUUGUGCUGCCUUUAUGUGUGGGUGCAGGGGUACAUCUGGUGUCCAGUGUUGGCCAGCAGACCUCUGAUCUCCAUAAAAUUUUGACCGCCUGUCUCAUAACCUCCCCAAUAUUCUACGGCAGCACCUUAUCACCUCUUCCUAUAAGCCUGGCCGCCAGUGUCACUGCUGCACAGCACCGCAGGUUCAAACCUCCACAGACACCUGGGAGUAAACAGGAACUGGUUCCACGACUUUACAGGCUCGGCCUAGCCUGGCUGGCCUUCUCUGCCCCGCUGGGUUACUGUAUUUUCCAUAACACCACAGCAACACUGUACUACCUUUCUGACUGCGUAGCAGCACUGCUGGAUUUUUUCUGGUUUCUGCCAUGGCUCAGAAGUGUGUUGGAGUACAUUCUUUUAAUGCCAUAUCGGUUCUUGUGUUUUCUUACUGGCGGAGGGUACUAUGAAGAGGCUUGGAAGAAGGUGCUGGAAAUACUCCUCAAAGAGUACACCGAGGGAGAAAAAGAGGCACUGCGAGUAUUGUCACUGGAAGUAGAGGCAUCUCUUGAAGAGAUAACACGCAGCUAUAAGGAGCUGGCCAAGACAUGGCAUCCAGACCACAAUCCCAGCAAGGAUGCUGAGGCAAUGUUCGUGAAGAUCCACGAGGCUUAUGAGGUCCUUCUACGACGGCACAGACCUCAUCGAUUCAAAUAGUUGCCCUUCAUUCCUCACUGAGUGGGGUGAAUAGUUGCAAGGGCACAGUAGGACUCUUGAUGGCAUUGUUUUUCAGUUAUUAUUACCUUGUAUUUGUUCACGGAACAUGAAUCAAGAGCAGCGUAGAUACUUGGAUUGUGUUGACAGCCGUCUGUUUGGUUACUUGGCAGAGUUGGUGUCAAACAGCAGUUUGCUGCCACCUUGUGGUGAUAUCGAUGUAAUUUCACCAUAAACUAUUUCAUCAAAACAAUUGAAUUAAUGUUUUAAUGUGUGCUUUCUUGCUAUUAAACGCUUA
Molecule: messenger RNA, 1351 nt
Organism: Micropterus dolomieu (smallmouth bass)
Lineage: Eukaryota; Metazoa; Chordata; Actinopteri; Centrarchiformes; Centrarchidae
Gene: dnajc22
Product: DnaJ (Hsp40) homolog, subfamily C, member 22
Exons: 3
Coding region: 37-1056 (339 amino acids)
Biological process (GO): endocytosis
Cellular component (GO): early endosome; plasma membrane
Source: RefSeq, a predicted model, not a curated record